AUGAUCCGCUAUCGAGGAAUCUUGAAACACUCCCUCUCAGCUGGCCGUUUGCUACGAAGUCGAGGAAUUCACGCGACAUUGGCGCGUCGAAAUGAAGCCACUGAAGAGCUUUACGAUCCGAAAGCCGUGGAACGGGUUGAGGACGAAACGGAUGUUUGUAUAGUUGGCGCAGGACCCGCCGGUCUCAGUGCUGCUAUUCGUAUCAAGCAAUUGGAACGCGAAAAAGGAAAGGAGGUCCGUGUUGUAGUAUUGGAAAAAGGCGGAGAAGCUCGCAUAUCCUCUCUGGAUGCACCACUGGGCCAAGCGGCUACCUCAAGCAAAAUGUUGUAUCUUACAGAAAAGUUGGCUCUGCCGGUACCACACCCCCCUCAGAUGGGAAACAAUGGAAAUUAUAUAAUAUCUCUCUCGGCAUUUACGCGCUGGCUGGCGACUGUCGCGGAACAACAUUAUGGCGUUGAAAUCUAUCCCGGAUUUUCGGGCGCGGGUUUGUUAUUCAGCGAGGACGCAAAGGCGGAGGAUCCGUGGAAUGGGUGGGACGGGAAGUGGGGCAAAGAGGUCACUCGCAUAUCGCCCAAAUCCAGCUCAACAUCAUCGGGAAAGAUGAAAAGCGUGCAGGGUGUUAUUACCAACGACGUCGGUAUUUCACGCACCGGCCACCUCAAGUCGAAUUUUGAACCUGGAAUGGUCUUCCGUUCAAAGGUGACGCUACUCGCUGAGGGAGCUCAUGGAAGUCUGAGUAAACAAGUAUUGGGGAAGUAUAACUUGCGGAAGGAGAGUGAGCCGCAAACUUAUGGCUUUGGCGUUAAGGAGGUAUGGCGUGUUGCUGCAGAAGACGGAAGUCAAAACAACGGGCGAUACAAACCAGGGGAAGUGGUUCACACACUUGGUUGGCCCAUUGACCCGCAGACAUAUGGCGGUGGUUGGGUGUACCACAUGGAUGGCGGACUAGUAAGCUUGGGACUGGUCGUUGGGGCGGAUUGGAAAAAUCCGUAUAGGGAACCGUAUCGAGAUUUCCAGAUGAUGAAGCACCACCCUUAUUUUAGGAAGCUUUUGACGGCGUCCGACUCAUCGUUCACACCAACCCGUAUCGCUUACGGAGCUCGCGUGUUGACAGAAGGAGGUCUGCAAUCUAUCCCCCUUCUUCAUUUCCCCGGUGGUGCACUCAUUGGUUGCUCCGCUGGGUUCGUCAACAUCGCCAAGAUCAAGGGCGUCCAUAAUGCUAUGAAGACAGGGAUGCUGGGCGGCGAGGGUGCAUUCAAUGCGCUUGAAAAAGCGGACGAAGAUACACCUACCGACCUCUCAUCGUAUUCGCGCGCCUUUACCAAUUCGUGGGUGUAUGACGACUUAAAUGAGGUUAGAAAUAUACGGCCCUCGUUUGCGACAAGCUUGGGAAUGUGGGGCGGAGUGGCUUACUCGGGUAUAGAUACGUUGCUAUUGAAGGGCCGUACCCCUUGGACUUUCCGGCACACGAAGGAGGAGACACGAAGGGAAUACAUUAACGCCACGCCAUCAUUCGACUCUGCGCAUACGGAACCUGCAUCCAAACAUAAACCGAUCAAAUAUCCUCCCUUUGAACCGCCGUUAUCGACUGAUUUGAUGACAAGUGUAAUGUUGACUGCAACGGACCACGUUGAGGACCAGGUACCGCAUCUGAGGGUCACUACUAUGAAGGAUUAUAUCAAAGAUUGGUACGGCGAAGGAGAGGAAGGAGAACUGGACGCUCAAGCCAGGCGAAGGAAGCACGUGGAAGUUAAUGUCGGUGAAUAUGCUGGCCUACUCGGCCGUGCCUGCCCCGCUGGAGUUUAUGAAUAUGUCGAUGAUGAGGCCUUUAAAACGUCGGAGGACGGAGAGGGUGCUAAAGGCAAGAAACUGGUAAUCAAUGCUCAGAAUUGUAUUCAUUGUAAGCUUUGCGACGUGAAGGUGCCUUCUCAGGACAUUACAUGGACAGUCCCCGAAGGUGGAGGAGGUCCGAAAUACACUGUUACAUAA
Desarmillaria tabescens is the source of this 1989-nucleotide messenger RNA. RefSeq lists its product as uncharacterized. Lineage: Eukaryota; Fungi; Basidiomycota; Agaricomycetes; Agaricales; Physalacriaceae. The record is from RefSeq and is a predicted model, not a curated record. Gene Ontology annotation, biological process: electron transport chain. The transcript has 10 exons. Gene Ontology annotation, cellular component: mitochondrial inner membrane. The coding region runs from base 1 to 1989 and encodes 662 amino acids. Gene Ontology annotation, molecular function: electron-transferring-flavoprotein dehydrogenase activity; iron-sulfur cluster binding.